Clarias gariepinus (North African catfish) is the source of this 1226-nucleotide messenger RNA. RefSeq names its product spermatogenesis associated 6-like (gene spata6l). Lineage: Eukaryota; Metazoa; Chordata; Actinopteri; Siluriformes; Clariidae. The record is from RefSeq and is a predicted model, not a curated record. The transcript has 11 exons. Gene Ontology annotation, biological process: spermatogenesis. Gene Ontology annotation, molecular function: myosin light chain binding. The coding region runs from base 43 to 999 and encodes 318 amino acids.
UUGUCACAGCUAUUGGAUAUAAAUAGUGGAUGUAUUUGAGCGAUGUAUCAGAAAGGAGUAAAAGUGGUGGUUGAAAUUUAUGUUAGAGCGGUGACCUGUCCUGGAGUGCACCUACCAGCGAAGGAUGACAUGUACCUCAGCAUGUGCCUGAUGAACCAGUACCGAAUGUCACAAUGUCUCCCAGCUGUAUUCCCCUUAAUGUUCAGGACAAAGAUGACAUUUGAGAAGAUAUUCAAGUACGCCAGAGAUCCUGCGGAUGUUGCUGAAAUGUUGCAAUGUGAAACUGUUAAGGUUGAGCUCAUACAACUGAUCCCGCCAGUUGGGGAAGUGUUGGCCACAUAUGAGGACGAUGCUAGAAGUUUUCUUUUUCCAGAGCCUAAGCUGGUGCCUUCUUUUUCUGGAGAAGAUCGUGAAGUGCUAAUGACAAGAGACCCCAGUUUUCCUGGUAUUUCCCCAAGGUUAGAGUUCUCCACCAGGACGAAAAUCAGCGAGUGCACUGAGAGGGAUCUUUUCCAGAGUGUCCCUGUGAGAGUCCUAACAAGAAAAAGACCAAAGUCUACCAGACGUCAGAUUCACUUCUCUGAACCAAGAGGCCUUAGGAAUUCAGCGAUCUUGAGGUCCCGGUCCCUCUCCCCAUUCAGGAGCUUUGGUUCUAGCAGGGACAACUCUGAAACUGUAAAUAGACAUCUCCCUGAUGAUAACCCCUCAGACACACAUGAUCUCCAUGGCAACACAGAGGAUCCAUCCCAGGAUAAUCAUCCUUCGGGAUAUAAGGGAUUUCCCGGCUCAGUUGCACUAAGCCACUCCAGAAUGACAUACCCAAAGCUGAACAGCAGUUCUUUCCUGCACACCCCGAAUUCAUGGGAAGUGGUUCAGGAGCGAGUGCGCCAUCUCCUCACCUCUCCCCAAGCUGUUCGCAGACUUGCCUAUGGUGCUACAAAGUCUGAAAGAGAUGAAGUGUUAGAACGCAGGUCCAUAUCACAACCCCAAACUUUCUAAAAACGAAGGUGGAUACCUGAAGACUGGUUUUUCUUUUCUUCUUCUUGAAGCAACCAAAGCGCUAAGGUUCAACGCUGAUUAAGUGUGAAUUCUUUAACAAAUCUUCAGGGGAUGUGCACUUGUGUGUAAAUGUGUGUAUAUUCAACUAUUCUUAGAUGACAUUUGAGAAUAAAUCAUUAUAACAUGUUGUGUUCAACUUGUCUGUGAUGGUCAAUUGAUUUAUCAGU